Messenger RNA from Racocetra fulgida, 1969 nucleotides. Lineage: Eukaryota; Fungi; Glomeromycota; Glomeromycetes; Diversisporales; Gigasporaceae. The record is from the annotation of a GenBank genome assembly.
UACUCAUUCAUCUGCUCUUCCAUCUCCUUCACUGUCUCCGAUUACUGGUGUUUCAACCUCACGUAACACUAAUCAAUUUGAAACUUAUUUCGCUGAACAUUCCGUUCGUGACGACGUGGAUGAUGAUGAUGUCACUGUUGAUGAACCAUUAUCUGGCAGUAUCAAUGAAAAUUGGAGUUUACAACAAACUACAACUACUGAUACAUCUAAUACUCCUAGCUUAUGGGAUUUGAACACUAUGCUUACAACGUUUGAUGCUUUACCGGCUUCAAUGAAAUCUUAUAUGUUAUUCCAACUUCUUCGUCGUUGCCCAACAAAUACUCUCCAAUAUGUUAGUAAUAUUAUUUUACCAGCUUUAAGGAAAGAUUUUGUUGGAGCACUUCCUCUUGAACUCAGUCUACAUAUAGUGAGGUAUUUAGAUGCUGGAAGUAUGUGUAGGGCUGCUCAAGUUAGUAAAAGAUGGAGAAAUGUUAUUGAUGGUGAUGGUUUGACAUGGCAACGUCGCCUGAAAUUAGAUGGAUUCGGUUUAGAUGCUAAUGAGGAAGCACGUGCCAUUGCCGAAAACUGGGGACUUUUACGCCCGAUAAAAUCCACUCAUAGUAUAAAUAGACAAUUGGAUGGUACGAACAAUGAAAGUGGUACUUCAUCGUCUGAAGAAAGAACUGUUGUAGAGAUUGAUGAUGAUGAAACUGAUCAUAUGAGAGUAGUUAAUGAAGAUAAAGAAGGUUCAUCAUCUGGAUUAGAUGUGUAUAGGACUAAUCUUAGUAAUGAUAAUAUGGCAGUUGAUUCAGUUGAUAUUGACAUUUCAGAUCAAAAAGAUAGUUUGAUUGUUGAUAGUAAUAAUAAUGAAUUACAAGAUUCUAUCACUCUUUCACCAACAGGAACUGAUGAACCACCAUCUUCUUCUUCGGUUGGUACUAGUUCAUUGUUUGAAAGUAAUGAUAAUAUCGAACCUUCAGAAGAACAACCACCACUUCCACCAUCUGCAAGUCAUCCAUAUAAAGCUAUUUACCGUCGUCAUUAUCUUAUGAGACAAAAUUGGAUUAAUGGUCGGCAUAAACAUAUAUCUUUUCAAGGUCAUGGCAAUCAUGUUGUUACAUGUCUUCAAUUUGAUUCAGAAAAGAUAAUUUCAGGAUCUGAUGAUCAAUGCAUUAAUGUAUAUGAAACUUCAACGGGUAAAUUAAUUAAUCGACUUGAAGGUCAUGAUGGAGGUGUUUGGGCAUUACAAUACGUUGAUAAAACGUUAGUGUCAGGUUCUACGGAUCGAACCGUAAGAGUGUGGGACCUUGAAAAAGGCAUUUGCACUCAUGUUUUCCCAGGGCAUACGAGUACUGUUCGAUGUCUUCAGAUUAUAAUGCCACAAAACGUCAAUACGAAUCCUAAUGAGCCACCAAUUAUUGAACCACUUUAUCCUUUGAUAGUUACGGGAUCAAGGGACUCCACCUUAAAAGUUUGGCGUCUUCCAAAUCUUGAAAAAAAUGAUCCUCAAUAUCAACCUAUAAUUCCAUCAUCACCAUCAGAUAAUUCACCAUAUCCGGAAAAUCCUUAUUUUGUUCGUACACUUCAAGGACAUUCACAUUCAGUUCGUGCUUUAGCAGGAGUUGGAAACACUUUAGUAAGCGGAAUAUACUCUGUUGUAUUAGACGCAAAACGAAAAAGAUGUAUGAGCGGAAGUAUGGAUGGUACAGUAAAGGUAUGGAGUUUAGAGGAUGGAACAAUUGUCUGGACUUUAGAAGAUCUUUCACAUGACUUUCUUGUUUCUGCUGCUGCUGAUUCUAGCCUUCGUAUAUGGAAUCCUGACGAUGGAACUUGUAAACAUGUUUUAACUACACAUUCCGGAGCUAUUACAUGUUUCCAACAUGAUGAGAGUAAGGUUAUAUCGGGAUCAGAUGGAACACUUCGAAUGUGGGAUGUUAAGACAGGUCGCCAACAACGAGACUUAUUAACUGGCUUAACUGGAGUCUGGUAA